Molecule: messenger RNA, 2067 nt
Organism: Pipistrellus nathusii (Nathusius's pipistrelle)
Lineage: Eukaryota; Metazoa; Chordata; Mammalia; Chiroptera; Vespertilionidae
Source: the annotation of a GenBank genome assembly
AUGCUGGCUGUCCCGGAGAUGGGCGUGCAGGGGCUGUACAUCGGCUCCAGCCCAGAGCGGUCCCCCAUUCCCAGCCCACCCGGCUCCCCAAGGACCCAGGAAAGCUGUGGCAUUGCCCCCCUCACACCCUCGCAGUCUCCAAAGCCCGAGGCCCGAGCCCUCCAGCAGGCCUCCUUCUCUGUGGUGGUGGCCAUCGACUUCGGGACCACUUCCAGUGGCUAUGCCUUCAGCUUCGCCAGCGACCCUGAGGCCAUCCACAUGAUGAGGAAGUGGGAGGGCGGGGACCCAGGCGUGGCGCACCAGAAGACCCCCACCUGCCUCCUGCUGACCCCGGAGGGCGCCUUUCACAGCUUUGGCUACACCGCCCGCGAUUACUACCACGACCUGGACCCCGAGGAGGCUCGGGACUGGCUCUACUUCGAGAAGUUCAAGAUGAAGAUCCACAGCGCCACGGAUCUCACCUUGAAGACCCAGCUGGAGGCGGUCAAUGGAAAGAAAAUGCCUGCCCUGGAGGUGUUCGCUCAUGCCCUGCGCUUCUUCAAGGAGCAUGCUCUCCAGGAGCUGCGGGAGCAGUGCCCGUCGCUGCCCGAGAAGGACACUGUGCGCUGGGUGUUGACGGUGCCCGCCAUCUGGAAACAGCCCGCCAAGCAGUUCAUGCGGGAGGCUGCCUACCUGGCGGGCCUGGUGUCCAGAGACACUGCAGAGCAGCUGCUCAUCGCGCUGGAGCCCGAGGCGGCCUCGGUGUACUGCCGCAAGCUGCGCCUGCACCAGCUCCUGGACCUGAGCUGCCGGGCCCCGGGCAGCGGGCGCCUGGGCGAGCGCCGCUCCAUUGACUCCAGCUUCCGGCAAGCCCGCGAGCAGCUGCGAAGGUCCCGCCACAGCCGCACAUUCAUGGUGGAGUCGGGGGUCGGAGAGCUGUGGGCAGAGUUGCAAGCAGGAGACCGCUACGUGGUGGCAGACUGCGGCGGCGGCACGGUGGACCUGACGGUGCACCAGCUGGAGCAGCCCCAUGGCACCCUCAAGGAGCUCUACAAGGCGUCCGGUGGCCCCUACGGCGCGGUGGGCGUGGACCUGGCCUUCGAGCAGCUGCUGGGUCGUAUCUUCGGCGUGGACUUCAUUGCCACCUUCAAAAGGCAGCGGCCCGCAGCCUGGGUCGAUCUGACCAUCGCCUUCGAAGCCCGCAAACGCACGGCAGGCCCUCACCGCGCGGGGGCGCUCAACAUCUCCCUGCCCUUCUCCUUCAUCGACUUCUACCGCAAGCAGCGCGGCCACAACGUGGAGACGGCGCUGCGCAGGAGCAGCGUGAACUUCGUGAAGUGGUCCUCCCAGGGGAUGCUCAGGAUGACUUGUGAGGCCAUGAACGAGCUCUUCCAGCCCACCGUCAGAGGGAUCAUCCAACACAUAGAGGCGCUGCUGGCGCGGCCGGAGGUGCAGGGCGUGAAGCUGCUGUUCCUGGUGGGCGGCUUCGCCGAGUCGGCGGUGCUGCAGCACGCGGUGCAGGCGGCGCUGGGCCCCCGCGGGCUGCGCGUGGUGGUCCCGCACGACGUGGGCCUCACCAUCCUCAAGGGCGCCGUGCUGUUCGGCCAGGCGCCCGGCGUGGUGCGGGUGCGCCGCUCGCCGCUCACCUACGGCGUGGGCGUGCUCAACCGCUUCGUGGACGGGCGCCACCCGCCCGACAAGCUGCUGGUGCGCGACGGCCGCCGCUGGUGCACCGACGUGUUCGAGCGCUUCGUGGCGGCCGAGCAGUCGGUGGCGCUGGGCGAGGAGGUGCGGCGCAGCUACUGCCCGGCGCGCCCGGGCCAGCGGCGCGUGCUCAUCAACCUGUACUGCUGCGCCGCCGAGGACGCGCGCUUCAUCACCGACCCCGGCGUGCGCAAGUGCGGCGCGCUCAACCUCGAGCUCGAACCCGCGCCGGCGGACGGCGGCCCGGACGCCGCCGGCGCGCCCCCCGGACGCCGCGAGAUCCGCGCCGCCAUGCAGUUUGGCGACACCGAAAUUAAGGUCACCGCCGUGGACGUCAGCACCAACCGCUCGGUGCGAGCCUCCAUUGACUUUCUUUCCAACUGA